Messenger RNA from Antrostomus carolinensis (chuck-will's-widow), 987 nucleotides. RefSeq names its product transmembrane protein 120B. The transcript has 11 exons. NCBI's taxonomy places the organism in Eukaryota, Metazoa, Chordata, Aves, Caprimulgiformes, Caprimulgidae. The annotation marks the transcript as partial. The record is from RefSeq and is a predicted model, not a curated record. Gene Ontology annotation, cellular component: nuclear inner membrane. Gene Ontology annotation, biological process: fat cell differentiation.
AAGGGCUCUUCCUACCAAUCAUUUCUUCUCCUGCAGGAAACACACAAAGUUUACAGGCAGAAACUGGAAGAAGUCACCAGCUUGCAGACAGCCUGCAGCAGCUCCAUACAGCGGCAGAAGAAGACACUAAAGGAUCUGAAGCACAAUCUGCAACGGUGCAAGCCCAGAGCGAGUCCUGAAGAGUUUGCUCUCAUUCAGGAGAUCAGCACCCAGAUCAAGGAGAGGCAGAAUGCCUUCUUUGACAUGGAAGCCUACUUGCCGAAGAAGAACGGCCUGUACUUAAAUCUGGUGCUGGGAAAUGUGAAUGUAACUCUCCUGAGUAACCAAGCAAAGUUCGCCUACAAGGACGAGUAUGAGAAGUUCAAACUUUAUCUGACAAUAAUCUUGUUACUCGGGGCUGUUGCCUGCAGGUUUAUUCUCCACUACAGGGUGACAGAUGAAGUGUUUAACUUUCUGUUAGUGUGGUAUUACUGCACGCUGACGAUACGGGAAAGCAUUCUCAUUAGCAAUGGAUCCAGGAUCAAAGGCUGGUGGGUGUCUCAUCACUACGUCUCCACGUUCCUCUCUGGAGUGAUGUUAACGUGGCCAGAUGGACUCAUAUAUCAAAUGUUUCGCAGUCAAUUUUUAGCAUUUUCAAUAUUUCAGAGUUGCGUUCAGUUCCUGCAGUAUUAUUAUCAAAGGGGCUGCCUUUAUAGACUCCGUGCUUUGGGGGAGAGGAACCACUUGGACCUUACAGUAGAAGGAUUUCAGUCCUGGAUGUGGCGGGGGCUGACGUUUCUCCUUCCCUUCUUGUUCUUUGGUCAUUUCUGGCAGCUAUAUAAUGCGAUCACGCUUUUUGAAUUGUCGAGGCAUAAGGAGUGCAAAGAAUGGCAGGUUUUUGUGUUGGCGCUCACGUUUCUGCUGCUCUUCCUCGGGAACUUCCUCACUACUCUGAAAGUGGUGCACACUAAACUCCAGAAAAACAAAGACAAAAUGAAGAAGCUGUGA